Messenger RNA from Triplophysa dalaica, 1744 nucleotides. It is a transcript of the gene sgsh, whose product is annotated as N-sulfoglucosamine sulfohydrolase (sulfamidase). The transcript is spliced from 7 exons. Gene Ontology annotation, molecular function: N-sulfoglucosamine sulfohydrolase activity. Gene Ontology annotation, biological process: heparan sulfate proteoglycan catabolic process; glycosaminoglycan catabolic process. The coding region runs from base 73 to 1608 and encodes 511 amino acids. Lineage: Eukaryota; Metazoa; Chordata; Actinopteri; Cypriniformes; Nemacheilidae. The record is from RefSeq and is a predicted model, not a curated record.
GUUCAUUGUAAACAAGUUCUGCUGAUUGUUUCGUUUGCAGUAAAACUUUUUUAUUGAGCAAAUGACGCCAAAAUGCUGAGUUUUUUAUUUUCAUGGCGUCUGUUUUGCGUCUUGGUUUGUUGUGGAGUUGGACACAGCAGAAGAAAUGUUCUUUUGAUCAUUGCUGAUGAUGCCGGGUUCGAGACGGAUGUUUACAACAACACCGUGGUCCAGACACCUCAUCUUCGAGCUCUGUCUCAGCGCAGUUUAAUCUUCAAGAACGCCUUCACCACCGUCAGUAGCUGCUCUCCAAGUCGGUCCACUAUCCUGACCGGCCUCCCGCAGCAUCAGAAUGGGAUGUAUGGUCUUCAUCAGGGAGUCCAUCACUUUAACUCAUUCGAUGGAGUGCGGAGUCUCCCUCUCCUGCUAAAAGAAGCCAACAUCCGCACAGGUAUCAUCGGGAAGAAACACGUGGGGCCGGGACCCGUAUACCUAUUCGACUUCGCCUACACGGAGGAGACCAAUUCCGUGCUGCAGGUGGGUCGAAAUAUCACCAAGAUCAAACUUCUCGUUCGGAAGUUCUUCCAGAGCCAAAGGGAGCGGAGCGGGGAGGCAAACGAGGAGCCUCCGUUCUUCCUUUACGUGGCUUUUCAUGAUCCCCAUCGCUGCGGUCACUCCCAGCCGCAGUACGGAGCGUUCUGCGAGAAGUUCGGGAACGGAGAGAGCGGGAUGGGGAGGAUUCCGGAUUGGGAGCCCAAGUAUUACACUCCAGACCAGGUCAAGGUUCCUGAUUUUAUUCCCGACACACCUGCAGCCAGGGCGGACAUUGCAGCACAAUACACUACAGUUAGCAGACUGGACCAAGGUAUCGGUCUGGUUCUGCAAGAACUACGAGACGCCGGAUAUGAAAACGACACUUUGGUAAUCUAUAGCUCGGAUAAUGGAAUUCCGUUUCCCAAUGGCCGCACCAACCUGUACGGCUCGGGUGUGAAGGAACCCAUGCUGAUCUCCUCACCUGAACACCGGCAGCGCCAGGGACAGAUCAGCCAGGCCUACGUCAGUCUCUUGGACAUCACACCCACCAUUCUGGACUGGUUGUCCCUACCGUAUCCAUCUUACAGCAUCUCUGGUGUCGAUCCGGUACAGCUGACCGGUCGCUCUCUCCUCCCAGCCCUGAUCUCGGAGCCCGCCUGGGUCACGGUCUACGCCAGUCAGAGUCUUCACGAGGUCACCAUGUACUACCCGAUGCGCUCCGUCCACCAGGGUCCCUACAGACUCCUGCACAACAUGCAUUACCGUAUGCCCUUCCCUAUAGACCAGGAUUUCUACGUAUCCCCAACAUUCCAGGAUCUGUUAAACCGUACCCGGACGUGUCAGCCCACAGGCUGGUUUAAGACUCUAAAUGAGUACUACUACAGAGAGAGAUGGGAACUUUUUGACACAUGCUCGGAUCCGUCGGAGAGGAGGAAUUUGGCGGGGGAUCCGGCCUACGCUCAGGUUUUGGAGAGCCUGAGAGCUCAGCUGCUUAAGUGGCAGUGGCGCACAGAGGAUCCGUGGGUGUGCGAGCCGGACGCGGUUCUGGAGGCGAAACUGGAACCAGAGUGCAGGCCACUCUACAACGGGCUAUGAAACCUGAACUCAUACAAGACUGUUUGUGUUUUUAAUAAUAGUUCUAAUUGGUUUCAUGGGACUGUUUUAUUUUUUAGGUUGUUUCUUUUUUGUAACAAAAAUGCUAAUAAACAUUUUUUUUAUGUUUUAAAAUGUA